AUGGACGAGAAUGGAUCUCUCUAUGUCACUGACGUUGGAAAACAUGAAGUGAGACGAUAUCGAAGAGGAGAAUCUCAAGGAACAGUGGUUGCAGGUGGCAAUGGAAGUGGAAAUCGUCUCGAUCAACUCUCUUACCCACAAUACGUAUUCGUCGAUCGAGAUCAUUCAGUGUACGUGUCUGAAUGGGGAAAUCAUCGUGUGAUGAAAUGGAUGGAAGGUGCAAAACAAGGCAUUGUCGUGGCUGGUGAUCAAGGAGAAGGAAAUGGUCUUACACAAUUGUCAUAUCCUUAUGGAGUCGUUGUCGAUCAAGUGGGCACUGUCUAUGUGGCUGAUGGAGGGAAUGAUCGAAUCAUGCGUUGGCCCAAAGGAGCCACACAGGGAAGUGUCAUUGUUGGUGGAAACGGUGAAGGAGAACAGUCGAACAAACUCAAUGGACCCAUCGGUUUGUCAUUCGAUCGGCACGGCAAUCUCUAUAUCGUCGAUUGGCGGAAAUCGUCGAGUAUAAAAGCUCGAAUCGAUUGAAAUUCAUAAGAGUUAUCGAAAUGUAUUAUUUUACCUAGAACUUCCAAUCGAAUAAAUAAAUGGAUCCAAAUUAUGAUGAAGUAGUGUGUAAUCUGGUUUCAUCCAAUAAUCGAAGUGAAUAUCGGUUGAAUGAUGAUUGUUAUUGAAUGUAGAUGAGAACAGUUGCGUCUUAUUUACUAUUUAGAUGUUGGUUGGAAUGUAUAGUGCAAAGAUUAACUUGAAUCGACAAAUUUGAAGAAAGAGAAAAUUAUUUGAAAUCAUGAAAUGCGUUUAAACGAGCAACACGGUAAUAAAAUAGUGUCAUCCAAUGUUAGGAGCCAUCCUUUGUCAUCCCUAACAGUUUUGUUUUCGUUCGCUUGUCAUCGAUGCAUUGUCAUAACUUAUACACGUUUCUGUGUUCCUCUGUUUGCCAGCUAUUGUUUUUUCUAUCUGUAAUUCAAAUAAACAAUCGAUUAGGAGCGCAGAAUCUAAUAUCCACUACUGAGAUUGGAAGAAAGGCAAUGAAAACAGCGACAAGAGAAAAAGUGUAACCCGUAACUGAGUCAUAAUGUGGAACUUUCAAUUUUUUACUAUUAUCAGUUCAAAAUAAAAGUAUUUCUGUUAAUGUAUAGUUAGGAUAGAGCACCUGUCAAUGUUGCUGUGUGAGAAUGUUUGAAAGACGGGUCUUAAGGAAUGUUUAAGUGUAGAAUUAGAAAGAUGUCGUCGAUUUUAUUUGAGUAAGUGAAGAAGAAAAAAAAUCCAAAAUCAUUCGAAAGAUAAAACCAGGAGAUAUCGUUCUUAUAUGUGAGAAUCACUUUUGAUGCAUGUACAAUGUUCACUAAUAAAGGAAUUAAGUUAAUCGCUGGUGAACGUUAUUUCUAGUAUAUCCUCGAGAAUGUUCAGCUUUCCGGGCGUUUUCUAGUCGACUUACUGUCCCUAUAGGGAGUUCGAUGUCUUGAUAUUAAGUUAAAAUAAACGGCAUAAGAUAACAAGAAAGCUGAAUUUGCACUGAAAUAUUUCUCUGAAAAAUCUUGGAGAGACUUCUCGUAUAGUUUUAUUUUAUCAUGAGUUAACAGAGUUAAACGUCGCUUGGUCACAGAGAUCAUCUCAUGAUUUACUGCUUGUUUGCUUUUCAACUGCAACAAAUGAAUUGUCAUAAAAUAUUAAAAUUAGACAAAUUAGAAUGUUGAGAAGUCAUCAGAAAAAACGUCAAGAGUCAGAAUAGUUCUGAUCAAUUCAGCAGAUUUAACCAUCCUCCCUCUAUUAUUUUGAAAAAGCUACCGUGCGAUUCAAAAGCAUUUCCACUAAUCUGCGCUAAUGCAGAUGAUAGAAGAAAGCUAGAAGAACAUUCUGUCAAAGUUUGAUUGAGUUUCAGUUUACAGUGUUGAAUGGGGGACUCAUUUUAUUAAACAUAGUUGUGAAAAAAAUUACCACAGAAAAAAAUUAAUUUUCUUUUAUUAAGUCUGAAGCUUAAAAUAAGACACAUGUUGAAUAGCGAAUAGUAAGUGAUGUGCAGAUUCAGAAUAUAAGAUGAAUUUGUUUAUGAGUUUGUUAAUUUUUUUAAACAUAACUUGCCAUAAUAUUACUGACCAGUACGCUAUGAUAAACAAUGUGACAGAUAAUCAGUUGUUAUAGAGCAUGACGGAGAUAGCUCCUCUGAUCAAUUUAGAUAUUUCGUCGAUUUUUUUCUGAUUCCCUGCCUUUUGACAAAAGGAAACCAUUUGGUAUCGACGAAUAACUUUUAUCUUUUAAACUGUACCUAUUUUUUGUUUCUCUAAGCAUAAUAUAAAUAGAACUUUGGGUUCGAAGUGAAAAAUCUACUCCAAUGCCGAUUUUCGUUAUGUCAUCUUCAUCAUGAACCAUGAUAUCUUCUCGUUUAGUCAAAACAACUUCAAUCAGAUAUACCAUUUUAGAAUGACGUGUACGCUACUCUUAGAAGCACCAUUUCAGAGAUACGUUCAACCUUUUUCGGACACUGAAGCUGAAUAGAAGUGCAUCAGUUUGAGUUCGAAAUUCGUCUAAAUAUUAUUUCAAAGAAAAUAGUACCUGCGAAACAAAAUCGAUUUUUUUUUCAACAAUGUACGAGUUUCAAUGAGAACAAAGCGAGAACAAUUGAAAUAAUCAUUCAGGUAUCAUUUUUCAACAUGUAAAUGGUGAGGAAUAUUUUUUGUUAUUUUAUAAAUAACAAUACAUCAUCACGUAGUUUUACAAAGGAAAUUGGAUCGGUGAAUAUUAUUGUAGUUUCUAAGAUUCGAACUGAACUCCUAUGUGCUUUGUUUGGUGAAAAAUUAUCCGUCUUCAUAUAUUGAGACCUGAUGAUCACAAUUCUUCUGUUCAAGAACCUUCAUAUCAAACUUGUAGGACAAUUCAAAUUGAAAAGAAAAGAACCAGAGCAUGGAUACAAGCAGACAUAUUUUUUUAACGAAAUUCUAAGCAAAUAUUUUAUUUUCAUUCCCUCUCUUUUAUCGUUUGUUUCUGAUCGAUGAAAAAUAUUGAAUAGUGCAGAUCUCUCACUUUAGACAUUAUUGUCAUUAUUUGAUUUCAAGCAACAGUGAGAAGUACAUUUUCUGUUGUUGCACUAUUCACUGUCCAUUUCAAGUCCUCAUGUGAGAUGUUUGAUUUAGUGGGCUAAUUUGCAACAAUAUGCUAGUAGGAAGUUUAAAUUAAGUUAAUCGUGAAUAUUCGUUGUGUCGCCCGUGUGAUCAGAUUCCAUUCACUAAAAAAAGAUCAAAACGUAAUGGACUGACUUAGAAAACAAUUUAUGAAUUUACUGUAGUACUUUUCGCUUAGCUACCAAUAAAUAUCACUUUGUGAUUGGGAAUUUCUGGAAAAUAAACUGUAUAGGCGGGACUAAUAAAUCUUGUAAGUGAAAUUUUGUUAUUUACUUGAUCAAGUUGACUACAUGCGACAAUACUGCCUUGUUUUCUCUGUUGGACACAUAGACAAAGCUUGUUUUUGUUUUAUUUUCACUCACACAGCCA
Molecule: messenger RNA, 3482 nt
Organism: Rotaria sp. Silwood2
Lineage: Eukaryota; Metazoa; Rotifera; Eurotatoria; Philodinida; Philodinidae
Source: the annotation of a GenBank genome assembly